UCCCUCCAUUUCUCCAUUUUAGGGUUUUGAUUUAGGGCUUUUCAUGCUCAGUACUGUAGUUCUGUUUCCUCCCAUAAUGCAAGUCAUCUUUUCCACUUCAAGACUAGGGUUUUUCUUCAAACCUUGAGUCUUGUUGUGAUUUAGCAAAAACAGUUAGUCACUCCAUUUUUGGGUGGCUCUCUUUGUCCCUUCGGGUUUGUUGAAAAAGCUCUGUUUCUUAAGGGUUUCUCAGUUCCACUUUUCAGUCAAAUUUAGCUGCUUUAAAGAGUCCCUCAAGCCUUUUUAACUUCUUCUCUCCAGUUUUAGUACUUAACUGUCCUCCUUUCUUUUUCUUCUUCUUGGUUUCUGUUUUUCUCAUUCUGUAAAAAUGGCACCCUCCAGUACUAGAAGUUGCAGAACAAGAACAAAAAAACCCAGAAGAAGUCAGUACAAGAAGAGGGUUGCAAGUGCAAAGGCAGAGAAUAAGAAAGCAGCGGAGGAGGGUUCCCCUACAAGCAUGGUUGGUGGCUUUAAUUUUGGAGGUGUUGGUGAUGAUCAUAUCCCUGGAAGUCCUUGCUCCACACCAAAAGCUCAGAGAUUUCGGAUACCGGAGAUCCACACAUGCCCUCCAGCACCAAAGAAGCAAAGGGUACUCUCCAAUUGCUCAUUCCAGAAGAGAAAGCCUAUUGCUUUCUUUGCCUCUCCUGAUUUAGAGCUUUUCUUCUGCUUUGCUCUUAGAGAUAUCUCAGUAUGAUCAUAUUAUCUCAAUAGUUAAUAUGAGUUGUUCUUACAUUUGAUCAUUGAAAGGUAUAGAGUGAAAGAGAGAGUUUGAGAUAUUUUGGAGUGAAUGAUUUAAGAAGAGUUGGUAGGAAAUUGCUUGCCUUUGGGGGUGCUAAUUUUAGAUUUUUAAUUAAUUAGUUGGGUUUUCAAAUUGUAGGGUACAUACUAAUCACUUAAUUUAGCUUUAUUUCCAACUUUUCUGCUUAAUAUUUGUCUCCUUUUUUUUUUCAAAUGUAUUGCUGACUUUGGGAGUUUGAAAGAGUGCAAUGUAAUAUUAAUGGGUGCUUUUAAUUUGA
Molecule: messenger RNA, 1055 nt
Organism: Rubroshorea leprosula
Lineage: Eukaryota; Viridiplantae; Streptophyta; Magnoliopsida; Malvales; Dipterocarpaceae
Source: the annotation of a GenBank genome assembly